GCGGGGUAACUAACCUUCAUUAUCACCAUCGCAAAUCAUCAUCACAUAAACUCACAAACAGAAAAAUGGCGAACCUCUCCAGUAUUCACAUUCUUCUCUACUUCGUGUUCAUCACAAAUGUCAUUGCUGUUUCAGCCACCGUCAUCACUUUACAAAACAGUUGUCCUUACACCGUCUGGCCGGGAAUCCUCUCCGGCAACAGCAACACCCUCGGCGACGGCGGUUUUCCCCUCACCUCUGGCGCUUCCGUACAGCUAACCGCUCCUCCGGGAUGGUCAGGCCGGUUCUGGGCACGCACCGGCUGCAGCUUCGAUUCCUCCGGACACGGCAACUGCGUCACCGGAGACUGCGGCGGCGUUCUCAAAUGCAUCGGCGGCGGAGUUCCACCGACCACUCUCGCCGAGUUCACCGUCGGAUCAGGCGCCUACGGCAAGGAUUUCUACGACGUGAGUCUCGUCGACGGUUACAACGUCGAGAUGGGGAUCAAACCCCAUGGAGGCUCCGGUGACUGCACAUACGCAGGCUGCGUCGCCGACGUCAACAGUGUCUGCCCUAGCGUGCUUCAGAUCAUGGAUCCGCGUACGGGAAUCGUCGCUGCGUGUAAGAGCGCUUGCGCGGCGUUUAAUGCGCCGGAGUUCUGUUGCACAGGCGCUCACGCGACGCCGCAAACUUGUUCUCCGACUCAUUUCUCGGCCGUGUUUAAGAACGCUUGCCCUAGCGCUUACAGUUACGCCUAUGACGAUGCGACGAGUACUUUCACUUGUUCUGGGGCUAACUACGUGAUCACUUUCUGUCCCACCCGGUCUUAAGAAUCAGAGCUCCGGUUUGGAAUCGGGUAGGGUUUGUCUUUCACGUUUGUUUGCUUGCUAUGCACGGAAAGAUUAUGACGUUUUAUCAUCUUCUUCUAUUUAAAAAAAAAAAGAUUUUUCUAACCGUAUGUAGUUGUUACACAUCUCAUUUGCAUUGUUGAUUUCA
This is a messenger RNA of Brassica oleracea var. oleracea, 975 nucleotides long. RefSeq names its product pathogenesis-related protein 5-like. The transcript is spliced from 2 exons. Gene Ontology annotation, cellular component: extracellular region. Gene Ontology annotation, biological process: defense response. The coding region runs from base 66 to 809 and encodes 247 amino acids. The record is from RefSeq and is a predicted model, not a curated record. NCBI's taxonomy places the organism in Eukaryota, Viridiplantae, Streptophyta, Magnoliopsida, Brassicales, Brassicaceae.